AUGGACAAAUACCGAGAGGGAGAUCCGAUCCUGAGAGAUAAACCAAGUGCAGCAUUUUACGACGAUGAAGACACAUGCUCUAUUCAGUCGGGUGGACACGAUCACCACAUCGACCAUGGUGUGAUUCGUCAAGCAGUCGUAUUCUUGGAAGAUGCAGUCAAUUAUCGAAGUAUAAAACAUAAAGUAGAUUUUAAAUCGUUAAAGUUAUACCAGUUUUAUUACUCAAAAAGUAUUCAAAGGUUCCUGUUUGUGUCCAUUGCAUUGCUAUUAUUGCUUGCAUUUUUUGAGCGGCCAUCGUCUCUAACUACUGGUUUCAGUGCUGAUCCUCGUUAUGUCGGUGAUCGAUUAGAUCCACCUUGUGGUAUCACAGAAAGCAUUGAAUUUGUCUUGUUGUUGUUAUUUUUGUUUGACGUGAUUUUAAAGGGUUAUUUCAUUGGUAGACAGCAAUUUUUACGAAGUCCAUGGUUGGUAGCGUAUGCUGUCAUUGUGAUGGUUUCAUUUGCUGAUUUAUUGGUUUCCGUGGUAAUUGUCUUUUGUGAGGAUACGCCGUUUACUCAGACCCUUCUUUUUGUUACAAAACUCAUCAUUAAUGAAGAAGACAGUGAGGAGCAUAAAAAGAACUUUACCAGAAAUAUUCAGCAUCGUGAAAAAAUUGAGGAAGAAGGACUGAAGCAAUUUUCCAGUUUAAUGGUGUCGUUUAUGAGUUUGUUAGUUUUAUUAACAACCGCCAACAACCCAGACGAUCAGACAGAUCAUGCAUGGGUUCGUAGGCCAUGGUCAGUUUCAGCAAAAUGGCAUGAAUCAAAAGAUGACUUUGCAUCUCUGCAUAGGUGCAAGUCAGGCAUGUAUUUCUUCUUAAAUAUGUUAACAGCAGUUAUAUAUAAUCAAUUCCGAGGCUAUUUAUUGAGUUCCAUGCAAGCCAGUUAUUUUAGGCGACGGCUUGCCAUCAGAGCAGCUUUUGAAGUUCUAAAAUCUGGAUGCUCUAGGAGUUACAAUCCCGGGAGACGGUAA
Messenger RNA from Saccoglossus kowalevskii, 1011 nucleotides. Its product is annotated as two pore channel protein 2-like. The record is from RefSeq and is a predicted model, not a curated record. Lineage: Eukaryota; Metazoa; Hemichordata; Enteropneusta; Harrimaniidae. Gene Ontology annotation, molecular function: intracellularly phosphatidylinositol-3,5-bisphosphate-gated monatomic cation channel activity; ligand-gated sodium channel activity; voltage-gated channel activity. Gene Ontology annotation, cellular component: lysosomal membrane. Gene Ontology annotation, biological process: monoatomic ion transport; transmembrane transport; endocytosis involved in viral entry into host cell.